AUGUCCCAUCGCAACCCUCAGCUUUCCCCUGCCGGCAGGCAAAAGCUGAUGCCUCCCUCCCUCUCCAGACCGGGUGAUUCGUCGCCCAUGUUGGACAAAGACAAGAAAAAGGAUUCCCGGGAUCGGCAAGAUGAAGCUCGUUUGUUAGGAGCUAGAUAUCAUGACUCUCAAGCUGUCAAGAUAAAGCCCGGCGCAACAUUCUUAUCCAAAAACAAAAAACCAGGAUCAAACUUCGCGUUCUCCCCCCGCGAUAAGCUUUCACAGCAUGCCCGAAGCAGCGGACCGGUCCGUGCGAACGGGGAAUCAAACCGGCAAUCUCCAUUGAUGAGACGAAAAUCGCCCCAACUGGGCCAUGCCUUUGAAGAAUCUGAUCGUCCCAUCAAGAAGCGGCGUCAGAGCGAGACCAGCGAAACCAUUGAUCUUACUGCCCCGGUAUAUCCAGCCAUGAAUGGAUCAGAACAAGGAUCUCCUCAAGCUCCUGCCAUUCGAAAGGGAAACCGCCGCAAUCGUCGUCCUGAAUUGAAAGACCCCGAGAGUGGGGGCAAGGCAGCGCAGGGCUCCCUCCGUCCUCAACUUGAUCAAUUCUUUUCUGGUGACUCCCGGGAUGAACAAUUCACAGAGAACGCAGCCCAGCAACGACGAACUGCCAAUGCCGCAAAAUUCGUGGAUCCCCGCUUGUAUCGAGCCAAUCGCAACCCAACCCAGACUGUCGAGUCCGUAAUUCCGGACAGAGAUGAGAUCGGGAAAAGGAAGGUUAGUAGAAAUCGCACUGCACUUCCUUCUGAUCAACUCCCUCGUCCUCUCAACGGCAGAGAAAGUCCAGACGAACUUCAAGGCGAUAUCACCACUCACCCACUGCCGAAAUCCUUGCAUGAAAAACAGCCUCGAACCACCCGCCAACCUCAACCCCAGACUAGCGUUGAAACGCCGACCCGAAAACGAUCCCCAGCAGAUAUCCGUCCUACUGAUUUUUCAUCUCCAUCGCAAGGCGCAAAGAAGGCCAAGCUUGCUGGCAAGACUCCCGAGAAGCAAUGGCUGUCGUGCAGGUUCCGAAUUGGUGCAUUCAACAAGACCUGUCAGAUGAGAGAAUUCGCACCUAUCUAUUCGACCAAAAAGGGCCUUGAACUUCGCGAAGAUGUGCUCGGCGAUGGCAACCAAAUCUCAAUUCUUUUUCACCAGUUCAGGCAAAUUUACAUGGGCCAGGCGCCCAGCCGAAAACUCAGGAUUCAACUGCUGAAAGGUUCCGUCGAAGCCGGCGACCAGCUCGAUAUUGAGUUUUGGAGGACCGAUGAGAAGAUCAGCUUCCAACGAGUGCUGGGACAAGCCAACGUUGCGACCAUCAGCAAAGACAUGAAAUGGAUGGACCAGGCCUUUGCGAAGUAUGCGAGCCAGUUUCUUCACGACAGCGAAGUGCCUCAUAAGCGGCCUCUCGAUGAGCAGGUGGAAGAUUCCGAUCCUCUUGAUGCUCAUCCUGCCCCACGACGACCCAGACUUUCGGAUUCCCUGAGAGAUGGUUACGGCGAAUUGGGCAAUGAUCAUUCACCUGAAACCAAGCGGCCUACCCAGAACAAGAAAAAACUAGCGAACGAUAACGUCGAAACUCGGAAAUCUGCCAAAUACCAAAAGGAUCACCCGACUCACAGCGAUACAGACACUGGUGCUGAUAUCCCCGUCGAGGCCCUGGACUCUACUGGAAACCCACCGGAACGCGAGACACGAUCCUCUACCCGUCGUUCCACUCGGAACACUGAGCCGUCGAAUGGAGCCCUCGCAUUGAAAGAAAAUACAAAACCGCGUUUCGAGGAUGAUUCUUUCAGAAAGAACUGGAAGCAACCCUUGGUUUAUCCGCCAAAUGGCAAGAAAAAAGCUGAGGUGAACCUCGGGGAUCGUGAUCGGUUACGCACAGACGAUUUUCUCAAUGAUAACCUCAUUGCUUUCUACAUGCGUUUCCUUCAAGACCAUCUCGAACGUACCAACCCGGAGGCUGCGAAGCGCAUUUACUUCUUCAACACUUACUUCUUUGCGACUCUCUCGAAGGACUCUCGCACCCGUGGUAUCAACUACGCGGGUGUGGAGAAGUGGACGCGCAAUGUAGAUCUAUUCAGUUAUGACUACAUUGUCGUUCCCAUCAACGAGAAUGCUCAUUGGUACGUUGCUAUCAUUUGCAACCUGCCAAGUUUGGCUCUUGAUUCUGCCGACCGCAUCGAGUCGGUUCAGACACCAACCCUGGAGAAAGAAAUCUCCAGUGUCUCUGAGAAUGAAAUUCAUCAAAUUCAAGAGACACCUGAGCCGGAGCUGAGACCAGAGUCAGAGGACGCCUCUGAGGAAAGUGCGGAGAAGAGUGACGACGAGCUGACGGGAUUCCAAAGGGAAUCUGAGUCCAUGAAGGACCUUGGCCCCACGGAGAUCGGGGUAUCUGGUGACGGAGCCCAGGGUUUUGCCUUUGCCAAGUCGACGGCAAGCAGCGGCAACCCACCUCCACCGGCCAAUCUCUCCAAGUUCGCAGCUCAAAAGCUUGCCCAGGAACACGCAGCUGCAUCGCAGUCGAAAGGCAAAUUCUCGAAGAAGAAGAGGGCAGGGCUGAAGUUGGAUCCCAAUCAACCAACGAUUGUCACAUUCGACUCACUUGACGCGCCUCGAUCGCCCACUAUCAGAUUGCUCCGCGACUACACCUGCAAAGAAGCGGCGUCCAAGCGUGGCGUACAACUCGACCCAACCGAGAUCAAGGGCAUGCGAGCGCGCGAUAUCCCUCUUCAGCCGAACUACUGGGACUGUGGCCUUUAUCUGUUGACAUACUUGGAGAAGUUUGUCCAGCACCCUGAUUACUUCAUGGCGAAGGUGCUGCAGCGUAAUAUGCGCAUUGAUGAGGACUGGCCUCCGCUAGGUGCUGGUCUUCUUCGGGAUCGAUUUGGCAAAUUCCUAGAUGAACUGUACAUGGAACAGAAGAACGCCAGUGGACCGAUCUUGGUUGACAAAUCCCCCGUCUCAUUUUUGCUUGGCCCGCCACUCCCUUGCCAGGAGGAGAUUCCAGGUGUUGAUGUGGUACCCGAAUCCCAGCCCGACACGAAUCCUUCCAACUCAGACCAUGCGACAAGUGCAAAGCCAAAGGCCAAGAACCAGCGGGAAGAUUCAACUGCGGACCAGAUGCACCUGGUUCCUACUGAACAACCUCAGUGCCCAGAUAAAAAAGCAACCAAUCCGUCUGCAGACACACCAUUACAGAGAGACCCUGUUCACCAACUAGAAGAGGGACCCAUCAUUCAAGUGCCUGGUACACCACCACCGACCAGAAAGGAACGUAAGCAAAAAGCCCUGCGAAAGGGCUUGCGAAAGGAAUGA
Messenger RNA from Penicillium paradoxum, 3339 nucleotides. RefSeq lists its product as uncharacterized. Gene Ontology annotation, biological process: protein desumoylation. Lineage: Eukaryota; Fungi; Ascomycota; Eurotiomycetes; Eurotiales; Aspergillaceae. Gene Ontology annotation, molecular function: SUMO-specific endopeptidase activity. The coding region runs from base 1 to 3339 and encodes 1112 amino acids. The record is from RefSeq and is a predicted model, not a curated record. The transcript is spliced from 4 exons. Gene Ontology annotation, cellular component: cytoplasm; nucleus.